UCCCUCCCGCCGUGCCCCGCUCCGGCCCCUCCAAGAUGGCGCAGCCGCCGGUUUUCCUCAAGGACACGAAGCUGAUGGACGUGAAGCUGGGCCAGCUGCCCUCCUGGCUGGCCAUGAGGGACUUCACCCCCGGCGGCAUCGCGGGGGCCUUUCGGAGAGGUUACGACAGAUACUACAACAAAUACAUCAAUGUGAAGAAGGGGGGCCUCGGGGGUGUCUCCAUGGUGCUGGCUGGGUAUGUUGUUCUCAGCUACAUCUGGAGCUACAGUCACAUCAAGCACGACCGGCGCAGGAAAUACCACUGAGGCACCACCAGUGUCAGGAGGUGAAGGUGCAGCUCCUGAACAGCCCUGGCUGCUGGCACAGUUACCCUGACAGAAAAAACAUCACAGCUAUUCAUGUUAAAUCCGUGCCGUUGUGACCAAUAAUAAAGUGCUUACACUUUA
Molecule: messenger RNA, 446 nt
Organism: Myiozetetes cayanensis
Lineage: Eukaryota; Metazoa; Chordata; Aves; Passeriformes; Tyrannidae
Gene: ATP5MF
Product: ATP synthase membrane subunit f
Exons: 4
Coding region: 36-305 (89 amino acids)
Biological process (GO): proton motive force-driven mitochondrial ATP synthesis
Molecular function (GO): proton-transporting ATP synthase activity, rotational mechanism
Source: RefSeq, a predicted model, not a curated record